CAACAAAGCAGCGCUGUAACCAAACACGGCCCUGUGAUUUCGGAUUUAUGUAGGCCACCAUUUCACAGAUUUCCGCACGCAGCCCGGAUGCCUCCACACACAUCAUCACAGUCCAUUGUGAGCGGAGGUGCGCGUGCAGUGCAGAACCCACGAGCCACGGUCGCGUUUGUUUCGAAUCUCACGAGCUGAACAUUUGAACCGGCUCAGUGUGUGUAAAGUCGGAUUUCUCGCUGUCGGCAUGUGUGAACCGUGCUGUUUGUCUCAGCUGGCCUGCUGCUGUGGAUCGGCUGCCUGCUCCCUGUGCUGUGGCUGCUGUCCCAAGAUCAAACAGUCCACCUCGACACGCUUCAUGUACACCCUCUUCUUCAUGUUGGUCACAGUGACCUGUGUCAUCAUGAUGUCCCCCACUGUGGAGACAGCAAUGCAAGAAAAUAUUCCUUUCUACACCGAAAUGUGCAAUAAGCUCAAUGCGGGGGAGAAUUGCAGUACCCUAGUGGGCUAUUCUGCCGUGUAUAAAGUCUGUUUCGGCAUGGCCUGCUUUUUCUUAUUAUUCUCUGUGUUCACCAUUCGUGUGCGAACCAGCACGGGAUGCCGGGCGGCUGUUCACAACGGGUUCUGGUUCUUUAAGUUUGUGGCUUUGCUGGCCUGCUGUGCAGGCGGAUUUUUUCUCCCAAAUCAAGAAAGGUUUCUAGAAGUCUGGCGUUAUGUGGGGGCUGCUGGAGGUUUUCUCUUUAUCAUCAUCCAGUUGAUGCUUCUCGUUCAGUUUGCCCACAGAUGGAAUCAAAACUGGAGCUCAGGAGUCAAGUAUAAUAAAAUCUGGUAUGCAGCGCUGGCUCUGGUCACACUGGUGCUGUUCUCCGUGGCAGUGGGAGCCUUGGUGUUUAUGAUCAUGUUCUACACGGACCCAGAGGCCUGCUUCCUCAACAAGCUCUUCCUGGGUGUCAACGGCGGCCUGUGCUUCAUCGUGUCUCUGCUGGCUAUCUCGCCCUGCAUUCAGACCUUCCAGCCCACCUCAGGUCUGCUGCAGUCCGCGAUCAUCUCUGUCUACGUCAUGUACCUCACCUUCUCAGCACUCGCCAGCAAACCCAUUGAAAUGGUGGAGCGAAAUGGAAAAAAUGUCACUGUCUGCGUCUUUCCCUACAAUUCAGGACUGCAGAGCGAGACUAACAUAGUGACGGGCGUCGGAACGGCCAUACUGUUCGGCUGUAUACUCUACUCUUGUUUGAUCUCCACCACCAAGAGGAGCUCAACAGCCUUGCAGGUGUACAGGAACGAUAUGCCCGAAAAUGAGAGAGCUCGCUGCUGCUUCUGCUGUGUUGAUGAUACAGAGGACUAUGAUGAUGAGAAGACUGCUGGAGGGCAGAAUGUGAAGUAUGAUGAGAGAGACGGCACAAUCUACAGCUACUGCUAUUUCCAUUUUGUUUUCUUUCUCGGCUCCCUCUACGUCAUGAUGACUGUAACCAACUGGUUUCAUUAUGAGAACGCAAAGAUCGAGAGGCUGCUGGAGGGGAGCUGGUCGGUGUUCUGGAUCAAGAUGGCAUCCUGUUGGGUCUGCUUAUUUCUGUACAUGUGGCCUCUGUUGGUCCCCAUGCUCUUCCCAAAGAGAUUCCAAGCCUAGAAACCCUUCACACAUGUUCCAGUAUCACCACUGUCCACUUACAACUACUGUGUGUGCGCACGUGUGUGUGUGUGUGAGAAAGAGAGUUUUGUUUGUUUUUAAUGUUUUU
Sinocyclocheilus grahami is the source of this 1727-nucleotide messenger RNA. Its product is annotated as serine incorporator 5-like. Gene Ontology annotation, cellular component: membrane. Bases 239 to 1618 code for a protein of 459 amino acids. The record is from RefSeq and is a predicted model, not a curated record. The transcript has 12 exons. NCBI's taxonomy places the organism in Eukaryota, Metazoa, Chordata, Actinopteri, Cypriniformes, Cyprinidae.